CGUUUUUUUUAAAAAGUGCACAAGAGGUUGUCUUCCUUUUCAUAUAAAUUGGAGGAGCAGAUUCCUUGCUGACCUCAGACAGAACUGCUACUCCUGGUAAUUCCUCCCUACCAAGAGUCUCUUGGGUUUCCCCCAAAGCCAAAAUGAAAGUCUUCUUCAGUCUGAUUGUCUUCUCUUUGGUGCUGGCUACAUGUCAAGGAGCAUGUCUUCAGGGUCUCUUUGAAGCUAAGCUUAUAGAUGGUAAACCAGUCAUGCCUAACGCAUGUGUUGACAUAUAUGAUAACAAGAAGCAUCUCCUUGGGUCCACUUGGAACACAGAUCAUUGUUACAGAUGCGAGUGCCUCAAAACUGGAUUCUCAUGUUGCCACAGAUAUGGUGGUAUUGGAAAUGUUGAAGGAUGUAAAACAGUGGUAAAUCCAGUAACAUGCCAACAUGAAUCCUAUAGGCUUGAUGAUCCAUCACAGCGCUGUUAAACUUGGAUUCUCAUCCCUUCACAUAGAUGAACCUGU
Messenger RNA from Crotalus tigris (Tiger rattlesnake), 509 nucleotides. RefSeq names its product small serum protein 5-like. The coding region runs from base 144 to 473 and encodes 109 amino acids. The record is from RefSeq and is a predicted model, not a curated record. NCBI's taxonomy places the organism in Eukaryota, Metazoa, Chordata, Lepidosauria, Squamata, Viperidae. The transcript is spliced from 4 exons.